AUGCGAUCAUUCACUUCGCAGGCCAAGUGGGCGGAUAGACUCGUAGAUGCAUGGACGGCCUCCGGACACUGGUGCGAGGAUUCUGAGGAGUUCAUGCGCAGUUUUGCUGCUGCUCAGUCCCUUUAUGGUAGUACGCAGUCCCCCUUCAGCCAAGAAACAAUUGGGAACUUCUAUGAUGGAUCCGGCCGCUCUCGUAUUUCACUCCUUCGGAUCAUCACAACUCUAACCCAUUUUUCCGAUGCUGCUGGUGUCAAGAAUGUCGACAUCUACUCCUUAUUGGGAGUGGCGUAUCAGGCGAGCUUCAAGAUGAACCAAGAACGGAACCGCACUCAGAGUAUCUGUGACUGGCCGCUUUGGCUAGCGCGGAUAACCGAAAGCAGCUACUGGUGCGAUCCUGUCCAUGUUUCUCCAGAGCGCGUCCUAGGACCGACGGCGUUUGCACGUCUAUUAGUCGUGUUGGCGCAGCGCAAUGCACUGAACAGCAUUCAGUUCCUUCAGAGAGCGCCUGAUGGCCUUUCUCCCACGACCUCUCUUGCGCAGAUCCAGCAGAUGACGCACCCAGACAUUAUCCGGCGCUUUCUCCAUAUCUCCAUAUACCGUAUCAAAGACUAUAUGCAAGGGGCCGUGUACUUGCGCCGGGAGAUGCCCGCACGGGCUGGUGUCGUUUUCUACGGCGCUGCAGAGCUCGCAGCUGCCAUUAUUGCCUUUGUCGACCUGACAGGCGACACUUACACCCAAGCUACGGUCGGGGCCCGCCCGGCACUUGUGGUGGCGCUUGGAAGCCUCGCUCAGAUAUCUAUGCAAAUGAAGCAGUAUAAACGGACGUACUCCUUGGCUCUGACCGCUGCAGAAGUCGACGGGAAAAGCAAUACUGGGGAAAGGAUUGAUCCUAACCUCGUCGAGGUGUAUCGUCGGUUGGCUCGCGAUGCUAAGAAGGCGCUCGACUUGCAGUAGAGUGGAAAUUAGUAAGUGAUCCAGGUGUGAUUGUGCCAACCUGCGUCUUGCGUUCCUCGUGAGGAUCCAUGUUUAAGCGGUUGCAAUGUUCGUCUAAGCAUUACCCUAUCCAUUGGUACCUUUGUGGGGGCGGUCCAAACACUGGGCCACGCGAACGAGAACCAGCGCUACGCGGCUGCGCCAC
This is a messenger RNA of Coniophora puteana RWD-64-598 SS2, 1138 nucleotides long. RefSeq lists its product as uncharacterized. The transcript is spliced from 4 exons. The coding region runs from base 1 to 954 and encodes 317 amino acids. The record is from RefSeq and is a predicted model, not a curated record. Lineage: Eukaryota; Fungi; Basidiomycota; Agaricomycetes; Boletales; Coniophoraceae.